Messenger RNA from Fusarium keratoplasticum, 846 nucleotides. RefSeq lists its product as uncharacterized. The transcript has a single exon. Lineage: Eukaryota; Fungi; Ascomycota; Sordariomycetes; Hypocreales; Nectriaceae. The record is from RefSeq and is a predicted model, not a curated record. The coding region runs from base 1 to 846 and encodes 281 amino acids.
AUGACGGUCUCGGAACUGGUAUUCUGGCAGGUCGGGUUUGCCAUUGCCCUGGGCCUUGUGGGUGCCCUUCUCCUGGUUUGCAGUUGCUUGCUGGGCGGAAGAUAUUACAAAGAGGAGGCCGAGAAGAAUCUUGAACAGUUCUCUCUGGUUCUACAACAUCAGGCCGGGCUCUGGAAACAGGAACGUGAGCGACGGGAAAAGGAGUACGAGUUGCGGCUUGAAGAGCAGAGACACAAGAACGCCGCCUUCCAGCAGAACUCGGAAAUUCGGGAGGACAUGGACGAUGUCAUGGAGGAGAACAGAGUCCUUCGCGAACAGAAAGAUGAAAUCAGCCACCGCAAUGAGCAGCUGAUGCAGGUGAGUGCGCGCCUGAGGAUGGAGAAUGCGGGACUGGCGGUGCGGAUCGCCCAAGCCGAGCGGCUGGGACAGGAGGCUGAGCCGGGAUUUGGGCUUGAGUCUGGGCCAGACUCGGGGUCGGAGCCGGAGCGACCGCGCAAUUUCUCGUCGACGCUGUUCGGCUCGGGGCUACCUCCAGGUUCGACUUUCAGCUUGCAGGAAGCUGUCCAGAACGGCCCGGACAGCACUGGGUCUCACGCCUCGUUCCCAUUAGACUCAGAACCGGGCAGUCCUCCGCGCACAGAGCUGCCUUCACCCCCUCCUGACAACGGGCAGGAUCCACACAAAUCCAACCCGAUGUGCAGUAUGGUAACGAUGGGUGGCCUUCUGUCAGGUCCCAACCAGCGCAACACAUGGGCUGCGCAUUCAGGAUCAUCCGGCCCUUCCCAUGAAGAAGACGACAAGUGGAAGCCUGUGUCCCCUGGCCAGCGCCGUACAAGUGUGAGCUGA